AGGAACGUUGUUUCAUUUUGAUCUCCACAAUAAAAUCAACCUGAACCUCAAAUCUCUUCUGGACGUUGGACUUCUUUCCUGAGCUGCAAUCCCACUGAAAUGCUGCUUCAGUCAACUUUAGAGCUGGAGGUGUGUCCUGUGUGUGGGUGAGGCUCUGUAACAGCUGCAGGCUGCAGAUCUCCUGUUUGAGGACUAAAUCAAAGCUUUUACCUGAAAAUCCAAGAAAAGAAGAAGAAGAUACAAAGUUUAAUCCCUCCGUGUGAAGAAGAGUCGUUUUUUUCUUCCCUUCCUGCAGAGAAACCAGGAGGAAAACGACCCGGCUGCUGCUGCUGCAGGAUGUGAGAAAAAACCACAACACGAAAACACAGAAAAACUAAAACGUCCAGGUCAGAGGUCGACAGAAGACAAACAUGGCUUUGUUCUUCUCCGGAGCUGUUACAAGUUCUCCAAUCAAACGGAAGUUGAGAGCCCAUCAGUCCUGUCAGAGCCUCGACGUGUCCCUCCUCUCCCCCGACUCCUCCUACGUCUGCUACCCGUCGGUGGACGGCGGCGAUCCGUGCUCCUGCCGCCGCUCGCCACGCCUCCUCACCAACGGCUACUACAGCGUCACCGAGGACAGCUUCUCCUGGGACGACGACGGCAACGUGUCGCUGACUCCCUGCACAACCAGCGUGUCCUACAAGGAGAACCUGGUCCGGGUUUUCCGGCGCAGGCGGAGGCCUCGCGGCUCUUUGGCUCGCCUGCUGAGCGACGUGACGGAGAGCUGCCAGUCCUGGCUGGACGAGAAAGUCUUCAGAGGCGUGUUCAGGACAGGGCAGAACCAAAACCAGAUCCUAGAUCAGGACCAGGACUGGGAAAAGACCAGCCUGGAAGGCCCGGCCUUGUUGGACGAGUCAACCUGGUCUGGAUUUAACAGCACUGAGCUGGACGACAGCCGCAGCUUCACUUACGACCACACUGAGAUCCCGCCCCCUCCUGACAAAAUGGCCCCGCCCCCGAAGAUUCUCAUCCAGGAGGAGAUUUGUUCUGAGAUCUGUCAAUCAAAGGAGCAGUUCACCCAGUCGCUGGGCGGCCUCUCUGAAGUCCCGCCUCCCUCACCUUACUACACCAACAGCUGCUGUCAGGCCUCACCUGAGCACACAGGGUUGACGAUGAAGGCUCUUCUCCUUUUCAUCUUCACCAUCUUCAUCUUCACUGCUCUAUACUCAAGGUGUCUUUUGUGGAGCGCGACCGUCGCAUCGACCGCGUUCACGAUGAUCGCGACGUUUAUGAUCCUGACGAAGUCGGGGCCGAUGGGCGAGUGGAGGAGGGCGAAGACGGAGGACAUCACAUCAAGAAACGAGUGAAAGAAGCGUUGGGAGAAAGUUUCCAAAGUCUGCAGCCUGAAACUGGAAAAGCUCUGCUGGGACUCAGUAGAAGUAUUUCACAUUUUUCACUAACUGUUUGCAUGUACGCUGCACUUAAAGUUAUACCGAGCUCCGGAAAACGUUUUACAGCAAAAAAAGCCAGUUUGAUGACUGCAAAUGAAAAACCUUUUUGAAUGUAAACCGACGAGAUGCGUCGACCAGAAGGGCUGAAGUUCAAAUUUAAGCUGAAACAUUUCUCAGCAUCUAACCGUUAAAACCAAAGCGAAAAACUCCGGGAAAGUUAACAUGAUGAUGCAUCCAUCGAGAUUAAACCUGAAACUGAGGCUUUUUCUCUUAAAUGUUGGAAACUAAUGUUUGGAUUUUCCCGGAGUGUAAAAGUAUAAAAAUCAGACGAUGUGCUUGUUGUUAGAAUGCUGAAGGAGCUCAUUAACAUAGUGACACAAGUUACUGUAGUUUAGCUAUAAAACAUGAACAAGUAUCAAAUAUAAAACAUACAAAUGUACCUGAUGUAUUUCUGAAAUACUGUAAAUGUAUAUCUAUAUUGUUAAUAGUUGAACUUGGCUUUUUUGGGCUGUCCAAAGUGACCAAACGUCAGACUGAACUCGUCUGGAGAACAAAUUCAGGUCCAACAGCAGCGAGCGUCGCUGUGAAGCCUCACUUCUUUUCAAAAUAAGAGCAGUGACUUUUAAAAAACAACACACACACCUGAAGUUGUAGUUGAUCUACGUGGGAGUUGUUAACACAGGAAGAUAAUUGCCUUUUUUUUUCAUGAGGAAUGAAGAGUUUUAUUCCAAAAUGAAACCAGAAAAAAAGGACUCGUACAGUAAAGCUGCUCUAGCUCUGAUGUUAUUGUGAAAAUCUGAAUUCUGGUUUCUGGUUCUGACAAGAAAGGGUUUUCUGACGUCUUUAAAGUUAUAAUAAGGAGACGUUUAGUUUGCUGAUGUCACUUGAUUGACAGGUCGGUGGGCGGGGCCAAGAACUCCAAUUACAUCCACAUGUUGUUGCAUGAUUCUACCUCAUUUGGAUUAAUUCAUACUGCUAGUUCUUAAAUAAACUUGAUGAAUUAAAUCCGGGGAAGAUAUAAGUCCAGUUCAUGAGACCCCUUCAAAAGUGCCUUUUAUAUCAGCCAGCCGUGCAGACACACACGAAAACACAGAGACAUGUUGGAUUCACAUCAACAGACCUGCUGCGCUGUUACAAAGAGGUAAUUCUCACAGUUUGAUUUCUGCUGCAGGGUGUAGCAGUUAGGAGAGGUUUUUUUAGAUCUAAAAUGUUUUAAUAUAUUUGGCUGCUAACACAUUGUUACUGGGAGGGAAAAUAUAAAUCAGAUUACACUUUUUCAAUAACAGCAAAGUCCUCAUUUCUGAUUAAAUAACCCUGCUGUCGCUGUGACAGAAUACUGGGGGAGUUCUGGAAUUAUCCAAUAAUAUCCAAUAAUAUCAAAUUUAUGAGGUUCAUUUUAAAGGAAUGUUU
Molecule: messenger RNA, 2840 nt
Organism: Anoplopoma fimbria (sablefish)
Lineage: Eukaryota; Metazoa; Chordata; Actinopteri; Perciformes; Anoplopomatidae
Gene: tmem71
Product: transmembrane protein 71
Exons: 12
Coding region: 411-1346 (311 amino acids)
Source: RefSeq, a predicted model, not a curated record